This is a messenger RNA of Micromonas commoda, 1554 nucleotides long. RefSeq lists its product with no specific name. Lineage: Eukaryota; Viridiplantae; Chlorophyta; Mamiellophyceae; Mamiellales; Mamiellaceae. Gene Ontology annotation, molecular function: serine-type endopeptidase activity; protein binding. Gene Ontology annotation, biological process: thylakoid membrane organization. The coding region runs from base 1 to 1551 and encodes 516 amino acids. The record is from RefSeq and is a predicted model, not a curated record. The transcript has a single exon. Gene Ontology annotation, cellular component: chloroplast thylakoid membrane.
AUGUUCACGUCGGACCUGGAGACGACGCUCAUGCGGGGCUCGCCUCCUCUGCACCGCGCGGCGCGUUGGGGCGACGUCGCCCGCGUCCGCCAGCUCCUCCUUCGCGACGAGGAGGAGUCAUCGCCGAGGAGUCGGCCGCUCGUGGACGAACGGGACGUGAACGGGUCCACGCCCCUGAUGUGGGCGUCGCAGUUCGGCCACGAUGACGUCGUCAAGGUACUCCUGGACGACUUUGGCGCGGACCCAAACCUCAUCAACGCGUUCGGAUGGACCGCCGCGGAGUACGCGUCGACGUCCAGCGCCGCGGGCGAUGUCCUCCCCCUGAUCCUCGCCGCGGGAGCCCCGCGCGACGCGACGCGAGUCGUCCCGAGCGCGAUGCUCGGCGGCGGGCACGGGCGACUCCUGUGCGAUUUUACCCCCAACCGGAUCCCCGCCCCGGUCGGUCCCAAAGGUCCGGCGCGGUGGGCCAACCUUCUAACCGGGCUCCGCCGCCGGUUCGCGCGGAGCGCGUCGCAGAGCGCGAGGGACGCGUGGCGCGCGCCGGCGGUCGUGAAGGUGGGCGGCGUCGCCGUCGCGGGAUGCACCUUCAAGCCGCUCGGUUUGUACGCCGGGCAGAGGUACGAGAUCGUUCGGCUGUUCCUCCGAGACGGCGUGACCGGCGAGGAGGUGGACGUCGAGCAAGUCUCAUCACACACAUCGUCCCCGCUCGGAUUCGAACCCGGGACGUCCCACGCCCCCACCGACUCGACCAGCUGGGAGCUGUGCGCGACGGUGAGGAACCCGACGUGGACGCCGUGGGGCGUCAGCGAGGUUGGCGUGGAGGUAGCGGAGCUCAGGUCCGUUCGAGACGAGCUCGCGUGGGCGUCGCGUGUCGCGGCGGGCGCGGGCGCGUUUUGGCUCUCAGUCGCGUUUAUGUGUUCCAACGACCUCGUGUCGCUGACGUCGAUCCCGUCCGAGUCGAUGGCGCCCGGGGUGCGUCGCGGCGAUCUCAUGCUCGUGGACCGUAGACGUCCUCCCGUGAGCCGAGCCGAGAGUUCGGACGGUACGUCAAUUAACCGAGGUACGGUAGGCGGGUUCGGCGUCGGGGACGUCGUGCUGUUCGAGCCCCCGCCCGCGCUGCGCGAGAUCGCGACACGAAACGGCACGCCGCUUCGUUCCGGGGAGUACUUCGUCAAGAGGAUCGUCGCGGUGGGCGGGGACGAGGUGGAGGUGGUGGACGGCGUCUUGUUCCGAAACGGGCGACGGGAGGCGUCUUAUCCGACGGGGACGCCCGUGGGCGUCGGACGAAACGGCCCAACGUCGGACGAAACGCACGACGGAGGUACCUGCGACGCGUGCAAGUUUGGACGGUACGAUUUAUCGCUGCGGCGCGUACCCGCCGGGUCGUUCCUGGUGUUGGGGGACAACCGGGGCGGGUCGAACGACGGCCACGUGUGGGGGUACCUGCCGGAGAAAAACGUGCUGGGGAAAAUCUCGUUCAGGGUGGCGCCUCUGAACCGCGCGGGGUUCCUUCGCGAGGCGCCCGUCGGGGAGGAGCGAGACGGCGAGUGAUGA